Molecule: messenger RNA, 4709 nt
Organism: Triplophysa dalaica
Lineage: Eukaryota; Metazoa; Chordata; Actinopteri; Cypriniformes; Nemacheilidae
Gene: cd99l2
Product: CD99 molecule-like 2
Exons: 13
Coding region: 63-905 (280 amino acids)
Source: RefSeq, a predicted model, not a curated record
UCAUUCGCACUACAGACUGUUACUCGUCUCGGAGCUUUUCUGAUCAAAAUCAUACUUUAAACAUGGGGAAGCUUUCGACAUGGACGCUUCUGGCAGUCUUUUCUCUGCUGGUAGUGAAAGGAAUUUGUCAGGAUCUGGAUUUGUUAGAUGCACUUGAUGAUAAUCCAUCUACUUCAGCUCCUAAAGUGAAACCAGCAGGCGGUGAAGUGAAACCCACGCCUAAGCGUCCUGUUCAGACCACAGUCACAGUAAAGACUCCAGUAAAUCCCAAACCCAAACAAACAGAAGAGACAUAUACUGAUCACUUUGAUUCCACCAUUCGGCCGGGUCUGUUGCCCCGAACAACCACUAAACCUCUCCAAACCUCUGUUCACCCCUGGAAACAGUCUGGUUCUGAUUUUGAUCUUGCCGAUGCUCUCAAUCCCGACAAUGACAUCAAAGGAAAGGGCAAAGACUCGGACAAAAAUGAUAAAGGCUUUGCAGGAGGUGGCCGUGAGGAUGGCCAAGUCAAUAGCCGAGGUGGAACUAGUGCUGGUGGAUUCUCAAAUGACGACCUUGUUGAUAUUGGCAAUGACAAUACCUAUAAACCAGACAAAGGCAAAGGUGGACAAGGAACAAGAGGCAAUGAUUUAGGUCCUGCUGAUGAAAAUAACUACGACACCAUGGCUGAGACCGGUACCAUCGCUGGUAUCGUAAGUGCCAUUGGCAUGGCACUGGCUGGCGCGGUGAGCGGCUACAUCUCCUAUCAGAAGAAGAAGCUAUGCUUCAGCAUACAGCAGAGCCUGAACACGGAUUUGGUGAAGGCAGAUGCUCCAGAUGCUGUCGUAGCGCAGGAGCCACAAGUUCAACAGACUCUUCUCCAGCCCCCUAAUGCUGAGCCUCCGACAGAGGAAAAUGCUGUCUAACCUGAAACACAUCGCGCAAACUGAAGGGGCAAAGUUUCAAAUCUUCAUUUUCAACAUUUUCCCAUUCAAGUACCACUAGGCCUAUGUUUCUCAGCACCACGCGGCCAUUUUGGAGUGCUAAUGCGACUGUUUAAAUCCAGCUUAAUAUAAUUGUAUUUAUUUAACUGUUAAAGCCUGUUUGCUACAGUUUUGCAAUGUAAAAGAAAACCAUAAAAAUGAAGUUUUGAGAAAUCAUUCAAGUUUUAAAAAGGAUUGGUAUGGACUCCUUCACUGUACUGCAGUACAGUCCUUUUGUUUUUCCUUCAUAAGAUUAGCUCAGACAAAUGCAUACUCAAAGGAUUACUUGACUAAAAUCUGUCAUUAUUUACUCUAAACCCAUAUGAGUUUCCUCUGCAGAACACAGAAGGAGGUAAUUGAACAAAAAUCUGGUUGGGUGAGUUCAAUCCGGUGGCAUUUAAUCAUGAUUUACGCCCAAGAGUGUAUGAUAUUGAAUUAAGAAGCUCCAGUAUUCAUGCAAAAACUUGCUAACAAAAAGAGCUUACACAGGUGAGAAAUGACCCAGAUAGCACAGGUACAUCUGUAAGAUGUCAUGUCUGCCAAAGAUCUGGAGAUCUGAAAAACAUCUGCUCUGUAAAAACAUGAUAAAAGUCUUAGAAAAUGCAGUUUUACAUCCAUUCUUAAUCAUACACAUCUUAAAGACAUCUUCUAGUUGUCUAGAUGACAUCUGACAGUUGAUGUCUCAGAGAUGUAUUGCAGAUGAACAAACAAACAAAAAUAUACGUUUUACAGAUGUAAGUGCAGACAUCAAAUAGAUGUCUCCCAGAUGUAUGUGUGCUAUCAGGGGACGACUGAAGAGACAAAUACGGAUUUGGAAGGACAUGAGGGUCAAUAAAUAAUGACAGAAUCGUACAUUUUGUUUGAGCUAAUUUUUCAGCAUUGGCUCAUUGGUGAUUCUAACGUUUACAGAAACAAGUGAUUGGAUAAUCAUAUGAAUAUGCUUUUAUAUGCUUUUAUCUAGACUGUUUCCAUACGAUGUUACAGUAAGAUAGGUGUUUGGAAUUUGCUAUUUAAUCUAGAUCAUGAAGGAUUUGUCUUAUUGUUUUUACUUUUGCACAUUUGGGCAGUUUUUUUAGUUUUACACAAUCUGUAUAUAUUAGCCUUGCUUUCACAUGGCAAUGUGAAAAGAUUGUUACACAUAUAUGCAGGUAUUUGUGUCUUAGCAAACUUUAGACUAGCGUGACUUUUUAAAAAAAAAAUUGAACGACUGAUGUCAGAAACUAACCAACAGCUGCUUAACUUCUAAUUUGCGUAAAAAAACACACUGAUCAAAAAGGGGUGUAACUGUGAAGACGUGAUUGUGUAGAUGAAAAACAGUUCUGACUGCUUUCGUGUGUAUUAGUUGGAUGUCAGUGGUUGUGAUUCCUUCUUUUGAGGAAUAUAUAGAACCGGUGUGAUAAGAGUGGCUAGUUACAUUAGCGUGAAUUUGUGAGUGGAAGUAACUUGUGUUUUUUAUGUUAGCGCAAUACUUAAGGCCAUGGCACCUUCAGUCCGAAAUUUGUGUCCGAAAUUUCCGGACGUUAAAAAGUAAAUACGACCACACGUUGUGUCAAUCACAUUUACACUGCCUCCGAUAUUUUCAACCGUCAUAAAGAAAUUUGAACUGGGUUCGAUUAGCAACCAUUUUUAGAGGCGUUUGGACAAUUUAGAGACACCGUUCAGACGAGCGCCAAACACGAAAAAACGUAUCCUAAAAUUUUGGACUGUAUGUGCAAAGACCUUUACGCUGUGUAGUAACUCUUGUAUUUUCCAAUCGAUCGCCGUUUUGGAUCUUGAUGUGCUUGUAUAUUGCGUACCGUUUUGAAGUUUGUACUCAAGCCGUUGUAUCAGUGUAUGUCUAUUUACACUUGUAGCAGUCAAUGUACAUAAAUGUUUGGGCCCCCCACUCAUUUUUAACUCGGGAUUAGUUUUCGUCCUAGCCUAGUGUUUGUAUCGUUUGUAGCAUGUUUGAACUAUAGCUUUCCAGUCUUUUUAGAAUCCUUGUAGACCUGAUGCACCCUUACUAGUUUUGCUAUUGCCUUAAUCCCUGGCUGCAUUCCUAGUAGCCUGUUUUGCUAAUUUUUGUUACAACUCGCAUGGAAAGAUGAAUGGGUUCUGACUUUGAACCACAGUGCGUUUUUGCUGCUGAAGUUUUAAGAAGGUCACGAAACAGAAUUGGGAAGAAAACUAGCAAGAAAAAUUAGCAAAACUAACUGGAAAGCAGAUCAAUCCUUGCCGAACGCAUGCCUACUUAAGAUGCCCCAGAUUUAUAAUAGCUGUUGUUUUACACUGUGAAUUCAGGUGCACCUUUUUUACCCCCCAGCCCUUGCAAAUGGUGCUUUCCUUCCCAAUGCCUUACCACGCUAACAUUAGCGAAGACACGCUAGCAUACAAACACAGAAGGAAACACGACACUAACAGUCGCAACCAUUAGAAGGGCUGCAUUUAUUGAAUGUGCACUAACCAGAGGUACAUGGGUGGAACCUGAUCGCGUUCCAGUUUGUUCUCUCACAUGCCCACAAUGAACUAGAUUUACAAUACUUGAGUAACUAAUACUGAUGUCUGACAUGCUUAAGAAUGUUGCCUGAUAUCAGCAGCAUGGUCCAACCUCUGCACACUGACAGUUUAUCCUACCACGGCAUUUGAACCACAUCUAUAGAUAAAAACAAAAACCAACAAACCAGAAUGUUAGCUGAAUGUAUCUCUUUUUACUGAUAUGGUGUUUGUUAGGCUACAGAACAAUGUGGCUUUAUCGGUGCUACACUUGUCAGAAAUGUAGAACACCAAAGAUGAAACGUGAAUGUGUUUUGACAUGGUUGUCAGUGUAGUGAUUGGUGUCAGCAAUGAUUUUCAAUGAUAGCUAGCAGCUAAAUGAAAGACACAAAGGUCUUGGUUUAGGAAAUUCACGAGUGUCUUGAAUGUUUUUGACAACCCUAUCACAUAUUUGUACUAUUGUACUAAGAACUAUUCCAGAUUUGCUGCUUUGAUGCAGGAUCUGACUGUUAAAACCUCCCCGAUCCUUUAAAGGUCCAGUUUGUCAUGUUUUGGAGGAUCUAUUGGCAUAAAUUCAAUAUAAUAUACAUAACUGUGGGCUGUGUUUCAACCGGUAGGGGUGGAGUGAGUGGUUGGUUGCAACUACGCAACCUUGCCACUAGAUUCCUCUGACUGGACCUUUAAUCGAUUGUCUACAUUUCUAAUGAUUGGAUCCUAGAAAUUCAUAUGGCAAAGGUUGCAUUUCUAAGGCUCUCUGGUAUUGUUUGCCCAGUUGUUGCAAUUUUGUCAAAACAAGGGUGUAAAUGCAGAACUGUACAGAUAUGCAUGUUUUGAAUUCUAGCUGUAGAUAUAAAAAGUAUUUUUCUUGUGUACUGGGUUUAUUCAUGAGCAUAAGAAAUUUGUUAUUGGGCCAGAACUGUCUGAGAGGUGUCUUAAAUUUGCACUGCCAAAUUGUUUUUUUAUCAUGUAUCUCCCACAGAAAAGAGUGUAGCUCUGUGCAAUAUUAAGUUUGCAUAUUUAAUAAAUUUGGCCUUGACCUGAACCUCAGAGAUAUUGAUCUUCAGUAUAUAAUCUCACAGUUUUCAUUAGUGCCUGCUCAUACAAGUACAGAAUGUAAUGAAAACACACAAACACACAGAAAUUAACUGAAAAUGACCUUCUAGACACCUUCAGUUUCUACUGUAGAAUUUGAUAUUAAAUUUUUGUCCUCAAAUUGUAUUCUGUAUUUCAAUGGAGGUCAGCACAAAGAAACCCAAUAAUAAACAAUAUAUCUUG